CUGCUUCAUAACGCCAACGUGCAUUCUCGCUCAGCAGGUAGCUGGACGCCUCUUCACGUAGCUUCUAUGCACGGUCAAGAAGCGAUCGCUAGAGAUUUGAUUCUUCGGGAUGCGGAGGUGGAUGCAAGAAACCAUCAACAAAGAACACCGCUGCAUUACGCGUGUCAACUAGGUCAUAACAACGUUGCCCGGUUGUUGCUAGACGCGGGAGCUGAUGUGAACGCUUUGGCCAAAGAUGACGUAUCACCUCUUCACGUCGCCGCAAUGAACAGGCGGGAUGACGUGGUAUUGACGCUGAUAUGUCAAUCGGUGUCACACCCCUCUACGUUGCUACCGGCCUCGGCAGUGAUGAAUCCAUCGAACGUGCGGUAUUCCACUCCUCUACUCGCCGCGCUCAUUGCUGUGCUGGUCGAAAACCACGCUGACGUGAACGCCACGCGCGAAGAUGGCUCGACCCCUCUUCUCCUAUCGACUGUCUUGGGUUUCGAGCAACUCGCAUGCGACUUGAUCAGGAGCGGAGCGGACGUCAACGCGAAGGGGCCCGAGAACGCCACACCUUUGCUCCUCGCCGCACGCGCCGGUCGCGUGCAACUCGCACGCGAGCUGCUGUCGCACGGAGCGGACGCAUCGGCGAGAACGCAGGAAAACUUCACGGCGGCGGAAAUCGCCGCCAUCAAGGGUCACGAGGACGUGGUCGCGUUGCUUCUAGAGCAUCAAACGGACGCGAGCGCCAGGCAAUCGGAGGCGGAAAUGUUGAUGCGACUGGCCGUCAGAUUCGGUCAGGCGGCUGUCGUGCGGAGGUUGUUGGCCAUGGGCGUGGACGUUAACACAGCGGGCGCGGAUAUGAACACAGCUCUACACCUCGCUGCCCUACACAGUCGCACCACCGUUGCCUCCGCGCUGUUAGAAAACGGCGCCAAUGUCGACGCGAAGGACCAGAACAACUGGAGUCCUUUGCAUCUGGCGGCAAACGACGGCAACCAGGAGAUAGCAGAACUUCUCCUUCAAUACGGAGCAGAUCCCAACGUCAAGAACCGACGACCUUCUACCGGCACAAAUGUUGCUAAGGGUCCGUACGGAGCUUCCGCGUUGCACUUUGCGGCGUAUAAGGGCCACGGACCGGUCCUUGAGGUACUCUUGCAACACGAGGCGAACGUGAAUCUCACGGACGACACCAACUGUACCGCUCUGCACCUUGCGGCGAGCAACGGUCACAACCCUGCAGUGAAACUGUUGCUCGCAUACAAUGCUGACAUUUCCGCGAAAGAGGACAGCGGCUUGACGGCGCUGCAUCUGUCCGCUUUCUACGGACACGCGGACGUUGCAGGGACUCUGUUGGCCAAAGGCGCCGACGCUAACAACAGAAGCUUCGAAUUCCGCACACCUGUGCAUCUGGCCGCGUACAGCGGCAACACCGUCAUCCUGGAGCAUCUGUUCCGGAAUCAAAAUCCUGACGUGAACCCCAAGGACAAGGAUUACUGGACGCCAUUGCAUUUUGCGGCAUUCCACGGGCACGGUGAAGCCGUGGCGUGGUUGAUCAAACGCGGGGCGGAGGUGAACGCCAAAGAACGUGACAGCGCCACUCCGUUGUUGUUGGCGGUGAGCAACGGGCACGAACACGUCGCGGUGACGUUGCUGGAAGGCGGGGCUGACGCUAGCGCCGCAGACAGUGACGGCUAUUCCCCCUUGUUUGCGGCGUUGGAGAAGGCGCUCGUUGGAACAAUUCCGCACUUGUGGGCUAUUAUUUUUCUGCGGACAAGAUUAACGAUUAUUAUUAUUAUUAUUAUUAUUAUUAUUAUUAUUAUUAUUAUUAUUAUUAUUAAUAAUAAUAAUAUUAUUAAUAUUAUUAUUAUUAUUUAA
Molecule: messenger RNA, 1860 nt
Organism: Gryllus bimaculatus (two-spotted cricket)
Lineage: Eukaryota; Metazoa; Arthropoda; Insecta; Orthoptera; Gryllidae
Source: the annotation of a GenBank genome assembly